Messenger RNA from Etheostoma cragini (Arkansas darter), 1487 nucleotides. It is a transcript of the gene npy2r, whose product is annotated as neuropeptide Y receptor Y2. Gene Ontology annotation, cellular component: membrane. The transcript has a single exon. Gene Ontology annotation, molecular function: neuropeptide Y receptor activity. Lineage: Eukaryota; Metazoa; Chordata; Actinopteri; Perciformes; Percidae. The record is from RefSeq and is a predicted model, not a curated record. Gene Ontology annotation, biological process: G protein-coupled receptor signaling pathway. The coding region runs from base 1 to 1080 and encodes 359 amino acids.
AUGGAUUCAGCAGACCAACACAACAAAUCUUCCAACUGCUGCUCAACUACCGACACAGUGAAUGAUGACAACUUUUUGAAGCUGGAUGACAGCACAAAGCUGGUUGGAGUUCGAGUUAUUCUCAUUCUUGCUUACUGCACAAUCAUAUUGCUUGGAGUCAUCGGAAACUCCUUGGUGAUAUACGUCGUCUCCAAGUUUAAACAUCUACAGACGGUGAACAAUUUCUUCAUUGUAAACUUAGCUGUGGCAGACUUGCUGGUGAAUAUGCUAUGUUUGCCUUUCACCCUUGUCAACACUCUGUACGGCGAGUGGAUGUUUGGUAAGGUGUUGUGCUUCAUGCUGCCCUUCUCUCAAGGCCUGGCUGUGCAUGUGUCCACCGUCACCAUGAAUGUCAUCGCCCUGGACCGCCACAGGAGCAUUGUCUACCACAUGGAGACCAAGAUGUCCAAAGACAUGUGCGCUGUGGUGAUAGCCAUCACAUGGGUUGUCAGUGCGCUGCUGGCCAGCCCGCUUGCCAUCUUCAGGGAGUAUGGGACGUUCAUCAUCCCACCGCACCAGUCUAUUCAGGUGUGUGCGGAGCAUUGGCCGGGAAGCAGCGCAAAUGGAAGCAUCUACAGCAUAUCAGUCAUUCUGGUUCAAUAUGGUUUACCUCUGGCCAUCAACUGCGUUGCAUACAUCAGCAUCUGGAAUAAGCUGAAAAAGCAUGCGGUUUACGGAGGUCGAAAUGACCGCCAUCAGCACAGGAAGAAGACCACUAAGAUGUUGCUGACCAUGGUCAUGGUUUUUGCUGUCAGCUGGUUGCCUUUAAAUGCGUUCCAGUUGGCUGUUGAUAUUGACAAGACGUUGCUGUUUAUGAAGGAUUUCAAGCUGCUUUUCACGGUGUUCCACAUUGUCGCAAUGUGCUCAACGUUUGUCAAUCCCAUCCUGUACGGGUGGAUGAACAAUAACUACAGGGUGGCCUUUCUGUCCGUGUGUAAGUGUUACCAGCCUUUUAGUUCGCAAUCAAGACACUCCAAAAGCAGAGAGACACAAAAAAAUGAAGACAAGGUUUGUACAGAUUGCAAAUCAACACAUGUCUAAGUUGCACAUUCAAAGAAGGUUAAUUGAUAAUCAUUUUUGGAAAUGAUUGAUUUGUAUUUGGGUUUUUGUGGACAUUUUCAGGGAGGAUGAAAACUGUAUAUAGGUUGGAAGAAAUUAAUGAAGUGUUUGAAAAGGGGCCUCAUCCUCAAAGUGACUAAAUUAACACUGCGACAAAGGGGGGGGGGGUCAUACUCACUCUCAUUCCAAUCAAUACUUGGCGACUCACAAGUAAUUAUGGGUAAAACCAUGAUGGAUAUCCCUCUUGGUUGAUGCAGUUUUUCUGGUUGGCUUGUUUCUCUUUUUUCCAACAAGUUCAACAAACCAUACGGCCACAUAUAGGUCAAUUGUUCCUACCCUCUGCUGUGACCCAUAUGGCUGUUUCAUAAAUUAGUGUCCCUAGCGGUGGC